GUAGUGAUCACUGUGAGGGGGAUAAAUAUGAUAUGAUAUGAUAUGAUAUCCAUGUCACAAUAAACGAUCUUGUCACAAUCAUGAUUACAUUUCUAUGAGUAGAGAGUUCAAUUGAAACAAUAAUCAGUGAUGUCACUGCUAACAGAUUGUUAGUGUAUUAAUGAACAUGUGUAUUUUUGCUUUUUCCCCCCUUUUUUUUCCCUUUUUCUUGCUGUUCCUGGUUAAAACUUUAUUUGAUGUAAUAUUGUAAUGUAUCUUUUUAAAAAAAAUGCCAAGAGUCACCCUCACCAAUUCUGAAUAUGAAGAGUACAUCAUCAUCAUCAUCAUCAUCAUCAUCAUUAUCGUAUCAUUUUGCCAUUUCACCCACAUUUAGUGACCACGUGCCAGUAGGAAUCAGCAUCAUGACUGAUAUAACGCCAAGUCAGGAUUUCUGCUCGUAAAGACUUUAAAAGUUUUAAAAGAAUGCUGAUCUACAGAGUGAUUCAUCUCCUCUUCAAGCCUCUUGUUCUAAAUAUCAACCCAAGGAAUAUGUACAUCAUGCACCUUGGAAUGGAAUAAGCAUGCUGACUCAAAACCAACUGCCCUGUUGUUCAUGUAAUCACAGCGCUAAAAAUAGGAAUGACAGAAUGCCCCUGCCUGAGUCACUUUUUUGCCCUGAGGACGCCCAGAGUCACAACACUGCCAGCGUAACUCCCAGCUGUGGUUUCUGCAUUAAAAAUGUAGCACAUAAUAGAUAAGGAGUGGCAUUACUCACUACUGAAACUACUUUUUGCCACAUCAAAGUUACGAAAGACAACAGAUUUUAAAAGAACAAAGGUAAAUAUCCCUUAUGAUAAAAAGAAUAAUACAAAAGUUCACUCUCAGUGCUCUAAGAAGAACAUCAUCGUACAGAUAUACGGAAUAAAAGUCUGUACUUGUGCUACAGGAGAAAGAAAACAUUGCCUUGUGUGUUUACUGUCAGCAGCACUGCUCCUCUUCUUCCUGCUUCCUUCCUGAGUACGAGAUCAUUAGUGAAGUAUGUGGAACACAGAAAGUGAAAACAACAUAAAAAUGAUGGUGAAUAUCAAAUAACUUCACGAUCGUGUCUGAAAUUUCACUUUGGAAAGGAGAAGAAGUGAUUCCAAAAGUUAGAAAAGUUGACUUGGUGUUCAUGAGAGUUAAAAAAAAAAAUGCAUGGGCCCAUUUCUGUGUUCCUCUAUUCUAAUCUAAUCUCCAAAAAGUCUGCUUCUGUCAAGGUCAGACCUCACGCAAUACGUCAGCACAUGGUGCUGCUGUUCGAAAACUCCUUGCUCCAGCUCACGAGGACUUCUUAUCUGUUUUAUUUGAGUAAUCAGAACGGCUAUGGGGAUGAUAAAAGAGACGAAUGCCAGGGCCUGUUUUUUUUUUUUCCUCUGCCUGCAGCUUUGCUUUGUUGCAGUGUCACACAUUCACACACGUUUCCUGGUGUAAUUCCUAACUCAGGCUGUACAGCAUUCUCUUGCCAGAAAUCAAAGUUCAAGGAAACUAGUGCGUUUACAAGAAUCGUUCCAUCUCUCGAGUCUUAGGGAGGAGGAAAUGGCUCAUUCGCAUUCUGUCUUCACUAUGGAUGAGUCGCAGAUUUUGAGCAGAGUAAAUGAACAGUUAAAGAGCAGCCAGAACCAGGGCUAUAAUAUAACCAAAUUGAGCAGCUGUAUAGAGGGUAUGCCUUUACCCGAUGUAGUGAAUGACGGCUCCUUCAUUUCCAAGGCGCCAGAGAAGGCUAUGGAGGUGAAACUGGCCGUCACGGCUGAGCUGCAGAGCCUGAAGCAGGAGCUGGGAGAGAGGGGCCAUCCAAGACCACAAGAUGAGGAAUUGCUCAGUGCCCUUAAAGAACAAGUUGCACAACUGACGCAGAGGGAACAGUUUCUGGAACGGCGGUUGGCGACAGUGUGCGAGGAGAACGGCGAGCUGAGAGAAAGUGUGUCUUCGCUACAUACACGACUGGCCCUGCAGGAGCAACAGAGUAAUAUGCAAAUACAGCAGCUGGCAGAGGCCAGGCAGGAGGUGGAGCUUGCGAAAGGCAGAGUUCAAGAUCUCCAGUCUCAGAUAGAGGAACUUCAGGAAGAGGUUUCCCUCCAGAGGACCACUGAUGGGGACACGUCCCUGCUUUCAGAGAUGGAGCGUAGUCUAGAUGCCAUGAACUGGAGCCAAGAUAAGAAGCAGGUCAUACAGGAACUCAGCUCCAUCUUAGACACGCUGCUUCCUGUUUCCCAUGGUUCUGAGGCUCCAUGCAAUCAAGAAGAUGGCUUGCAAUGCAUGCUGGGACAGCUUAAGAGUGUGGUAGAAAGGAUUGUGCAUGAUGAGACACUACAGGAGCUGAAGAGGCCCAUUGUGGGAGGAGACACGGCACUGUGUGAGAAUACAGCCCGGAUACAGGAUCUGCGAGAUCAGAAUGCACAGCUCUUAAAAGAGAAUGCUGAACUCAGGCUCAAAGCUGACAGCAGGCUCGAUGAAGAGAUCAUUCAAAGGGCUAUAAAGGACAGAGAUGACGCCAUUUCAAAAAAAACAGCAGUGGAGGCCGAACUGUUGCAGAGCAGAAAGGACAUGAUGUAUCUGAACAACCAGCUGCUGGAGGCCAUCCAGCGUAAACUAGAGCUUUCUCAGGAACUGGAAGCCUGGCAGGAUGACAUCCAGGUAAUCAUUAACCAGCAGCUGAAGAGCCAGACAGAGCAGCAGACGCAGUCAAAGCGAUCUGGAGGAGGCCGUCUCUCUUUUUUCCGCAAACCACUAAAAGCAUCCACCUCAGUGUCCUGCAUACCGGAGACCACAACGGUGUCCAGCCAUUCACCCUGGAGAAACUGGCUCAAAGUGGCCAAAUAAACCACACUCACAGACACACACACAGACAAACUGCACACUGCUGUAUGGAGUGCAUCAGCGUCAGAACAUCAAAUAUGUGACUCUGCAGGCUGUACAUUUUUUAGCUCUCAGGUAAGAGUCAAGCCAGCAUUGACAAGGUCACUGUAUGCAUCCGAUCGAAAAAACACUACUACAUAAUGUAAUCUUCCUGGGCAAAAGUGGAUCAAUUUAACCUAAUUUUGCCCUGAGAUCAAGUGCAUGGUUAUUUAAAACCACACCUGACACUGAUGUCUGUGUGGUAUUGGGGGAACAAAAGAGCACUUGCGAAUCAAAUCUACUGUAUUUACUGGUUGUGCUUAUAUUAUUUAUUUAAAAAAAAGGGAACAAAUCUAUCAUUUAGUGGCUGCUCUUAGAGAUUACAACACUUCUAGAGGAACAUUCAGGAAAACCAUUUCUAUUGCAAUGAACUGCAUCAUUUAAAAUAUGCACGAGUAAAUGGAAAUGUGUUAAUAAGGCAUCAAAGUCUGCAAAACUUAUGAGAACUUACCUGAAUAUUCUGCUUUUGUAAAUAUUUUGUAUUAAAUAUGGAAGAAUAACUCAAAUUGAGUUGACAGUAUUAUAAAAAAAAAAAACACACAGACUGGUGGAGAUGAAUGUCUAGAGCCUGUUGUAUGAAGUAAAUGGCUUGAUAUUUCAGUAUUUAGCCUAUGUGCCACCUCACCUCCUGAUAUCCAACUGAUACCCCGCUGCUUAUAUCUUUUACAUCAAUGUCCUACGUGUCUUGAAGGAAGGAUCUGUGUAGUUUGUUCGUGGUCUGGCACAUGUGUACUUUAAAUGAUUUGUUAAAAGUGUUUGAGAGAUGUGAAUGUAAUAAUCCAUCAGGUUCUUCAAUGCUAGGACAGAUUCCUGGUCUAGUCCUUCAGGAAGUUCAUACUUCAUUGUUUUUUUGUUUUUUUACUGUAUCUAUUUGGCUCAAGUGUGUUAAGUAGCUGAACAAAACACAAAGGAUCAAAAGCCUAGAUGGCUGCCCUAUACAGUUACAUUUAAACCCAGUUUAGUAUUGUUUAUCAUAUUAUUAUUAUUAUUAUUAUUGAUCAGUAAUAAGUUAUCUGUAUUGAUAAAUAUGGUUGCGAAUGCAUGUUUAUAAUGUAUAUAAUAACUCGUGGACUCUUGCCUUACGCUGUAAAAUAAAGAUUUUUUUUUUCAA
Pangasianodon hypophthalmus (striped catfish) is the source of this 4024-nucleotide messenger RNA. Its product is annotated as BICD family-like cargo adapter 1. Gene Ontology annotation, biological process: vesicle transport along microtubule; Golgi to secretory granule transport. The transcript is spliced from 9 exons. The record is from RefSeq and is a predicted model, not a curated record. Lineage: Eukaryota; Metazoa; Chordata; Actinopteri; Siluriformes; Pangasiidae. The coding region runs from base 1555 to 2838 and encodes 427 amino acids.